This is a messenger RNA of Vanderwaltozyma polyspora DSM 70294, 942 nucleotides long. RefSeq names its product rRNA-processing protein RRP36 (gene RRP36). Gene Ontology annotation, cellular component: 90S preribosome; nucleolus. The coding region runs from base 1 to 942 and encodes 313 amino acids. NCBI's taxonomy places the organism in Eukaryota, Fungi, Ascomycota, Saccharomycetes, Saccharomycetales, Saccharomycetaceae. The transcript has a single exon. Gene Ontology annotation, biological process: maturation of SSU-rRNA from tricistronic rRNA transcript (SSU-rRNA, 5.8S rRNA, LSU-rRNA). The record is from RefSeq and is a predicted model, not a curated record.
AUGUCUUAUUAUUUCAAAAAUUUGAAGCCUGGACAAGAAUCAGAUUCUGAAGAGGAUGAUUUAGGGAAAGUUUUAGCUAGGAAUACUCAACAAGAAGACGAAUCUACAGAUGAUGAACUUAAAACAUUAUCUUUUGGUUCUUUGAAGAAAGCUGAUGCCAUUUUGGAGGAUGAAGACAGUGAGGACAGUGAGGAAGAAGCAGACAAGAAGAUGGUGAAUGAAAGAAAGAGGAAACAAGUCCAAGAAGAACUUAAAGUAUCCAAGAAAAGGUAUGUGGAGGAAGAAUUUGAAGAUGAUAGCAGUGAUAGUGAUAGUGAUAGCGGAAGUGAUAAUGAAGGUGGAUUUUUUGAAGAAGACAGUGGUGAUGAAAUAGGUGUCAAGUCUAAAAAGAAGAAUAAGAGCAGACAUAAACAUGCACCAACAGAACACUCUUCAAAGAAAAGAGUCUCAAAGAUAAGAAAAAUACCUGGAUUAGAGACAUCUAGACCAAAAUCUAACCUUUACACAGACAUUAGAUUUGACAAAUCUACUGGUGACGAUAUAGACGUCAAUUCCAUAAGGAAAAGGUAUGCAUUCUUAGAUGAAUAUAGACAGAAAGAAAUCGACGAAUUAGAAGGUAUGUUAAAAGAUCGUAAGUUUGUCAAUAAAUUAGGUGACAGAGAAUAUGAAGAUAUGCAAGGAAACUUGAAAAGUAUGAAAUCUAGAUUACAAACCGUCAAGAACAGAGAUCUCGAAUCUAAGGUUAUCAAAGAAUAUGAAGAAAAGAUAAACAUGGGAAAUAAAAAUAGAUAUCAUCUAAAGGAAUCUGAGAAACGUAAAGUAUUGCAGAAAUGGAAAUUUGACCAUAUGAAGGCUAAACAACGUGAGAAGGUUAUGGAGAGAAAGAGAAAGAAGAAAUUGGGUAAAGAAUUUAAGCAAUUUGAAUUCCACAAGCAAAGGUGA